GUCAGAGCCGUCAUGUCGUCCUGGAAGGUGGGGAACAGACACCCGUUUCCUGCAGCGCCGUGAGCAGACAGACCAUGUGGGUCUCCUCCCAAGAGUGGCUUGGUUUUCCCAGUGACUGCAGCUCUUUGGCAGAGGGAGAGCUCUUGGAAAGGUCCAGGCCUUCCCCACACUUCUGAUGAUGCCAGAUGCGGCAGUGAGCGUGCUGCCUGGGGUGUGCGAUGAAGAGCCUAUUCUGCCCGUUUUUCAAGAGCAAAUCUGGGUGCUGGGUACAAUUCAAAGUCUGAGCUUAGCCCUAAGCAGCCAGGGCGUGGGGUACCUGCAGGACCAUCCUCUCCUGUGCCAACUUACUCCCUACAUUUAAAUCGGUACCCAGCCAAGGCCCUUUGUAUUUGCUCAGACCUUUUUCCAGGUGUGAGAUAUUUUUUCCGGACUGUCCCCCCCCCCCCCCCAAUUAACAUGGCUGAUUUGUGACGGUUUUCAGAAUUCUCUCCAUUUGGCAGCCACUCUGAGCCACACUCAGUCCUCCCGAGUGUUCCAAAGAAGCGAAGCUCUGCAGAGUUCCGUCUGUGUUUGGAUGGUUGCUGAGUGCCUUCCUUAUCUUGACCUUCCACCAGGGGCCUCAGGGCAGCAUGUGUGGUUCUCCUUUCCCCCAUUUUAUUCUCACAACAGUCCAGUGAGGUGGUCCAGGCGUAGUGUGUAUAACUGGCCCAAAGCCACCCAGCGAGCUUCCACGGCAGAGUUGGGAUUUGACCCCCGUGGCUCAGAGAGGCAAGUGGAAGCCCCGCAGUGAAAGCUCUGCUCAUGACCUGAGUUUGAUCCCAACGGAAGUCCAUUUUAGGUGACCCGCUGAAGGUUGACUCAACCCUCCAUCCUUCUGGGGUGGGUGAACUGAGGACCCAACUUUCUGGGGGGUAAAAUGGAGACGACUAGGGAAGGCAAUGGAAAACCGCCCCAUGGAGUCCGUCAGGGGACUAGAAUCAUCAAGUUGGAAGAGACCACGAGGACCAUCGGAUCACGUCCCGUCUAAAGUAGAGAGUCGGCCAUUUUUCCUUUCCUUUGGUUUUCUUAUUUUCUCAAAGGGCCUCGUCACCACCCUCACUCAGCCGGGGACCCUCGUGACUCGCCCCCACCACGGCGGAGCCAGUCAAGCCCACCCUCUGCAGAGUCAUCAUCUACCUGCAGAAAGAGAUGUCUGCGGACACCUGCCUGACCUCCAUCUGCCCCCCGCCUGGAGCCAAACCCAAGAGCUGCAGCUUCAAAGCAGGCAGUCCGGCCAACAAGUACGUGCGCCUCAAUGUGGGCGGCUCCUUGUACUACACCACCGUGCAAGUGUUGACGCGGCACGACACCAUGCUGAAGGCCAUGUUCAGCGGCAGGAUGGAAGUCCUCUCCGACAAGGAAGGUUGGAUCCUCAUUGAUCGUUGCGGGAAGCACUUCGGGACUGUUCUCAAUUACCUCCGGGACAACACGGCUGCCCUGCCCAAAAGCCAGCAGGAGAUCCAAGAACUGAUGGCAGAAGCCAAAUAUUAUCUCAUUCAGGGGUUGGUCGACCUGUGUCAGGCUGCCCUGCAGGACAAGAAGGAUUCUUACAAACCUGUCUGCAACAUCCCUGUCAUCACGUCUCCCAAGGAAGAAGAAAGGCUCAUAGAAUCCUCCUCGAAGCCUGUGGUGAAGCUGCUUUACAACAGAAGUAAUAACAAGUACUCCUACACCAGCAACUCUGAUGACAACCUAUUGAAGAACAUUGAGCUGUUUGACAAGCUCUCCCUCCGCUUCAACGGGAGGGUCCUCUUCAUCAAGGACGUGAUUGGUGAUGAGAUCUGCUGCUGGUCCUUCUAUGGGCAGGGGCGGAAACUGGCUGAAGUUUGCUGCACAUCGAUCGUCUACGCUACUGAGAAGAAACAGACCAAGGUUGAAUUUCCUGAGGCCCGAAUCUAUGAGGAAACGUUGAAUGUUUUGCUUUACGAGACGCCCCGUGUGCCUGAUAACUCUCUGCUGGAGGCCACAAGCCGGGACCGAAGCAGCCAGGCCUCUCAGAGCGAGGACGAUGACGGCUUUGAGCUGCGCGACCGGGUGCGGCGAAUCCACGUGAAGCGUUAUAGCACUUACGAUGACCGGCAGAUCAACCACUAACCCUGGUGGGCAGCACCGAAGGGUGUGAUUCAGCCGGCAAGGAUCCGGCGGUAAGCCUGGGCAACGGACCGUGUCGCUGGAUGCUCGGAACUGUCCCCUGGUCCCGCCUGGUAUUUAUUUGCACUGGACAGGGCGAGUGUUUGCGAUGUUGUGCCAGUUGAUUGAGUGUGUCUGCGUUGCAGGAGGAUGGAGGGUCCAGACAGAGUCUUUGUGGUGCUUGUGAGCUUGAACAGCAUCUCUUCAAUGAGGUGCCCCUCGUUCAGGCUCUAAAAGAAUCAGUGGAUCGAGUGCCUCCCCCGCCCCCUCGCAAGCAUCUUCCCUGGCAGUGACCCUCUCGCAGAAGCGGCCUUGAAGACUCUGCUCAGACUAUCUUUUGGAACAGAAGUUUGGUCUCCAGAUGCUGAGGAUGAUGAAGAGGCCAAAACGUGACAGUGUGAUGAGCCAGCAAUUAUUUUCCUGUUCACAGGAGACUGGGGUCUUUUAACUUGAGCAGAAUUUGACUCUGAUAGGUUACUUGGAGCUGGAAAAACGUCCUGUGCCGCCUUGCCUGAGCACAUGGCGUCGGGGGGCAUCUGCAAAUCGUGACACUGGCUUUUGUGGCUUCUCCACCCCCCACCCCCGUACGAACGAAGGAAAGCUAGGCCGGCAGAGGCCCAUACUGGAGACUAAACCCUUCAACUCAUUAAUGACUAGUGUGGGGUGAAGAGCUACUAAUCAUGCUGUUGGGCCUUGUGUUCAUAAACCAGUUAGUUUUUAAAUUA
Molecule: messenger RNA, 2894 nt
Organism: Sphaerodactylus townsendi
Lineage: Eukaryota; Metazoa; Chordata; Lepidosauria; Squamata; Sphaerodactylidae
Gene: TNFAIP1
Product: TNF alpha induced protein 1
Exons: 7
Coding region: 1189-2133 (314 amino acids)
Biological process (GO): negative regulation of Rho protein signal transduction; protein ubiquitination; protein homooligomerization
Cellular component (GO): Cul3-RING ubiquitin ligase complex
Molecular function (GO): protein binding; ubiquitin-protein transferase activity
Source: RefSeq, a predicted model, not a curated record